AUGGUGGUAACUUCAAUUUCAAUUGUCUCUUCUUCAUCUUCAUUCCUCUCCGAUUCUCCUUCCACUUCUGUUCCCACCAGAACCAGACCUUUCUUCUUCCCUUCCUCAAACCAAACCCCACUUUUCGGGUUUCCUAGAGCACCCCUUCCCAAUGCUACCCUCAGGGCCUCAUCCUCCUCUUCUUCUUCUACCGCUUUCACACCGCAGGAAAAUGGGUCGCCGGAACAGUUCCUCGAGAAUAAUUCCAUCGCCGAUUUCAUGAGGUUCAAGCGCGGGGUCGAUGGUGGUGGAAGUGCUGAGUUACAGACGGCUAUUGUCAGCUACAGAAAGAGGUUUCCUUGGUCCCUUUUGCGCCCUUUCCUUCAGGUUGACUUGGUUUCGACAAUUCACAUCGCUGAUGAAGAGUAUUUUCUGGCCCUCCAGAAGGAACUUGAAAGUUAUGAUUGUGUCCUUUAUGAAAUGGUAGCUAGCAGAGAAAGUUUAGAAAACAGAAGAAACGGUACCGCUACAAAAAGGUUAAAAAGUUCACGCACCAAGGGUUUUAACAUUUUGGGAUGCAUCCAAAGGCAAAUGGCUCAAAUUCUUACACUUGAUUUCCAGUUAGAUUGUCUCAACUACCAGUCUUCGAAUUGGUACCAUGCAGACCUUGAUUAUGAGACCUUCAAAUUACUUCAGCUUGAAAAAGGUGAAAGCUUCUUCUCUUUUGCAAAAGAUAUGACUCUUAGGUCUACAAAGGCAGUAUUGCAGCCAGCUUCAAUUCCGGAAGAUCUUGAUCCUUUGAGAUCCAAGCUUUUAUGGGCAUCACGUGUACUACCUAUGCCACUUGUUGGCCUUCUUAUCAUCGGAGGUGUUUGUACAGAUGUGGGAAGUCAAGCAUCAGAGUAUCCUGAAAUUGAGGCACUGUCAAGGCUUGAUUUUGGUGCUGCAAUGAAGGUCUUUCUUGCAAAGAGACUAACAUCUGAGUUCACACUGGUGACAGCAGAUGUAGAGGAGAAAUCAGUUAUAAUUGGUGAGAGAAAUAGAGUAGCAACAGAAGCCCUAAAAGCAGCAAUGGACAAGGGACACAAUAGAAUUGCAAUACUUUAUGGGGGUGGCCACAUGCCAGAUCUUGGGAGGAGACUGAGAGAGGAGUUUGAUUUAGUCCCAUCUAAUGUAAAGUGGAUAACAGCUUGGUCCAUAAGGAAAAGAAACCUAAAUACUAAUUCAUUUCCAUUUCUGAAGAAAAUUGCUAAGGCCUCAGGCUGGCCAUUGAACCGCUAUCAGACAUUGGCAUUGCUCAUCUUUUCUUCAGUCUUAGCAUUGGAUCUGUGGUUCUGGGAGCUAUUCUUUGGUAGUGCAGUGAAUUGGGUCUCUGAACUUGUUCAGUAUGUGGGCAAUUCACCAAUGAUAUGA
Messenger RNA from Sphenostylis stenocarpa, 1392 nucleotides. Lineage: Eukaryota; Viridiplantae; Streptophyta; Magnoliopsida; Fabales; Fabaceae. The record is from the annotation of a GenBank genome assembly.